AUGACUGCAAGAAAUUCUAUGGGGGAAGAGAUUGAUGCUAUGUUUACAACUGAUCACAAAGACAACAGUAACGGUAUUAUAGAUUCUGUUCAAGAGGAAGGAAGAGUACAGUUCCUUGGCGACACAACCAAAAUAUCCUCUCUAUCAAGGCUGUCUGCCGGUACUUAAAGAACGUUUGAUCCUUUGACAACAGCGUUUAACAACAAAUGUGAUUACUACUCAUGGUGGCAGCAAUGGGGAAAUUUAAAAGAAACAUUGUAUUUUUAAUUCAUAUAUUGCAUGGCUGAGGCUUGUUUGAAUUUAAGUGGUAUAAUGCCCACAAAUUGCUCUGCUUUAGAGUUCCCCUGCCGCCUGCAAUUUUUUUUUUCAGAGCAAAAUUAUUCCGAAAAAAAUUAUGUUUUAAGGGAAAGUGCAAAAUCUCCCUAAUAGAGUGGCAAUAGAAUCGAAGUCAAUGCCGUUAGUUUGGAAAGAUAUUUGAUUUGAACAACGAUCGUUGCUACAAGAGUAACAAGCAAAUAAAAUGGAAACGGACUUAAAAGUCGUUUCUUUUUGGUUGUCGAUAACCAAUUCCGUGCAGACUGGAAAAUAGGAAACUAUUUCCUCACCAUUUACUAGCUUCUGUCAGCUUUUCGUGGUAAAUAUUUCAGAUUUUUAAGCUUAAAACGCUCCAAAAUACGACCGCACACCACAUCAAACCACAUGUUAGUCUCUGCCGUUGUGUAAUCUGCUUCAGGAAAAAUAAUUUAUGCUGCCUUCACGAUUUCGGCAGGCAAUGAUCUGAUUGGUGGAAGUCGAUAACAACAAAUCCACGCUUCCAGUCGUCUUUUCGGGAACGAGCGCGAGCUCAUUUCCCAAAAAGGCCUAAAAAUAGAGGCUAUUUUAACAAGGGAGAUUCCUGUAAAAACACCAACAACAAUCGUCAAUAAUUUAACGUUUCUGUUUGUCUUGCUUGUUUAUUCCUUUUUUGGACGACGUAGAAGACUCUCGAAUUGUCCUGGCAUUUUCCUCUCGGUUCUAUUAUUGGAAAUACUUUGUUUAACCCGACUACGACAAAGAGGUAACUUAGUUUUAUUUCGCCCAAAAAGCAUAACAAAAACCCUUUGACAUUUCUUUUUAAAUUUUAUAGUCAACAGACUUACUAACUUCAUAACUCAAGGCCCUUUUUGUAUAGCAAAACAGCGCAAACACCCAAAACAGGACGCUCCGAAACACAAAGGUAUUGGCUCUAACAACUGAAGAUGUGCGUCUCAAAAUAUAAAAAAAUACCCUUGGUGCUAUACGACAAAGAAUACGAUGCUGUGUUCAUUCAAGAGCAAACUAAGGUCCCGGGUGUUCGAAAUCUGUUUUCCUGUGUGAGACUUUACUAAACUAUUACAUUUUUGAGCAGCAAGUAAAAAUCUCUAUCCAUGGUAUUUUAGUCUGCGAAAAUAGCCGUCUCUCCUCGCUACUCGCCGCUAGGGAGUCGUUUCGCCAGGAGGGAAGUCUGCAGGGACUGAAAUUCCAUACUGAUGACGAAAAAUCUGUCCGGAAUCAGGUCAGGAGCUCUGAUUGCCCGACGGAGUAAUUAUAUUGUUUUAGCUAUUGUUUACGAAUGACCGACAAAGACAAAGGGCGUCGAAGGUCAAAUGAAAACGCGAUGAAUCUACUACAAAACAGUUAAUAUUCGUGGAAUAUAUUCUUCCUUCAGAAGAAGCAUCUGAGUUUUCCUGGAGCUCGUUCGCAGAAGAACCCAAAACUUUACCAUAAUCGACCAGGAGAAGCAUAAAAUCGAACAACUAUUCAUUUGGAACCCCGUAACUACCAGUUUAAUUAUGUAAACAUCGAUUUCAUCAUCAGUGUGGAAUUUCUGUUGUUGAGGGGAAGACGUCCCUCCUGGCGAAACUUCCCUAGGGGCGAGGAGCGAGGAGCGAGGAGAGACAGCUGUUUUCUAAGGCUAAUGGUAUUUAUCCUCUCCGUGUGAAGAGUUAAUUUAAGUUGUUUUCAUGGUUAAAACACUGCAAGAGGCUACUGCUGGUAACUUGAUAAACCAUAAAUCUGUCUCUUUCCAGGGCAAGUUUGUGUCGACAAGUCAAAACAGCGGUUUCACACAAGUGUGUUGCCCAGCCCAACACCCGUUGACAUGCCUACCAAAAGAACAGUGGAGCCCAGCAAGCCGAAGGCUCGCAAGAUACGCAGUUAUAACAUCGAGAGAAACAGCACUUGCAUCGGACAAGAAAAUGCUUCGCAUGGAGAGAGGUACAAUUAG
Molecule: messenger RNA, 2245 nt
Organism: Porites evermanni
Lineage: Eukaryota; Metazoa; Cnidaria; Anthozoa; Scleractinia; Poritidae
Source: the annotation of a GenBank genome assembly